AUGUUCUCCGUCGUGGUCCCAGGCCGCCCGUGUCUAACAGACAUCAUUGCAGUAGACAGCCAUUUGAACGGGCAAGCAACCAAAUUUGCCUUCACAAUCCCAAUCAGUGCAUCUCUCAGCGACAUAGUUGUCUUUAUGCUACCAGGAGCAACCCUCCCACCAAACACCGGCGCCGCAAUCUACGCCCAACUCCCAGACCCGACCACCGGCGAACCCUCCGACUUCCGCUUCGUGGGCGCAUUGGCAAACGAAAAGCCCUCAGGCAUCUUCACCGUGCGUCCACAAGGUCGUGCUCCCCGCCGCUCGGAAGCCGAGGAAGAAGAUGACAUGCUCGACGAGGACACUGCUGUAACGGGCGUCAUGACACUGGGCAUUUCGAUCGAAGAAGCGCAGAAUAUCGCGCCGCAGCUUGCCUCCCUGGAAUCGGAGCGCCCAUCGGGUAGAACGUCUAUGGCGUUGGUUUCGCAAUCUCCGGCGCAGAAGCAGAUCUCGACGAAGCUGCUGGCGCAGCGCAUUAUUGGGAACGCGUUUAAUUUCCUCGCUAGCUUUGCGGAGAAUGAAAAUGGUCAGGAUGUCGUGCCGCUGAAGAGCUUCCAGAAUUGGUGGGCGAAGUUCGAGCGCCGCAUUGAGGCAGAUCCUUCGUUCUUGGAGCGCGAGGAUCCUAAUGCUAAUUGA
Messenger RNA from Penicillium roqueforti, 675 nucleotides. RefSeq names its product OPI10 family protein. Gene Ontology annotation, molecular function: nuclear import signal receptor activity. The transcript has a single exon. The coding region runs from base 1 to 675 and encodes 224 amino acids. The record is from RefSeq and is a predicted model, not a curated record. Gene Ontology annotation, biological process: protein import into nucleus. NCBI's taxonomy places the organism in Eukaryota, Fungi, Ascomycota, Eurotiomycetes, Eurotiales, Aspergillaceae. Gene Ontology annotation, cellular component: nucleus; cytosol.